GGAGCUGGGGGGUUGGCCCGGAGGCUGAUGUCCCCCGUCACUGCACUGCUGGUCCUGCCGCUCUGCAGAAGCAGGGAAUGCUUGGAGGGGGCAGAGCACCCACACUCCCACCCCAUCCCCACCCCUGUCCCCAUGGGUCGCUGCACUCCAGGUUGAUUUUCCAGGAAUGUGACCUCUCAUCACAUCUCCCCACAGGGACCGGCUGGACUCAGCCUGUCCCAAGGAGCCCAGCAAUGGGAUCUGUAUAUCACAGCCUGUCCAGAGGCCACCCAUUUCUGCUCAGAGCUUCUUAGAGAACCGGGAGCCACAGCCAUGGCCCAGAACGAGUGUGGAGCAGAGCCACAGCGCUUACCCGGAGCUUGUCGGCUGCUGGAGCGGCUUCCCACCGGAGGAGGAUGGCUCCUUCCCCGGCCUUGCAAUGCAAUUAUGGCCCCUAAUGGGCUUAGCCAUCUGGAGCCAGCCCAUAGCUGCCCCGGCACAGCUCCGGGCCUGGCACAUGCACUGCUGGGCAAGGGCUUUCCCCCCAGACCCCAGCCCCUGGAGAUGUGGAGAGGGGCCAGAGCUCUGCACUGCCCUCCGUGUCCAAAAUAACCCCCCACUUUGUGUCCCCCCGUGGCAGGACCCCACGCCCAGCCCGGGGCUGAGCCCCCGCCCCGGCGCCGCCAUGGUGCUCCCCUACGCCCGCAACAGCGGCGGCGCCGGCGGCUGGGGGGCCCCCGAGGAGCCCCGUGGCCGCAGCAACUCCAUCCCUGCAGCGCAGACCCCCACGGCCAAGCACAUGCUGGCUUACCUGCCCCGGCCGCCCACCGACACCAGCCGGUACGGCACCUUCCCCCAGAAGCCCGAUGUCCCGGCCGCUCCCGGGGCUCUGGUGGAGGACGGCGGGCAGCAAGCUGCCGCCGCCGCCGCCACUGCCACUGCCAAGAGAAGCGCCCCGAUGCCAAACUACCCGUCCGCACCCCGCCGUGGCGGCUUCAUCCCCAGUGAGGCGUCCCUGCCGCUGAGCCGUGGGAGCCUGGCUGCCCAGCACCUCCGUGGCCGCCCGUCCUGGUGCCCGCCACCCGCCCCGCAGGACCCAGGUGCCCGCUUGUACCCGCUGCACGCGCUGAGCGUGGCCAACAUCCCCAACUCGUCACGCGGCAAGACCUCCGCCCGCAGCUCCACCGUCCCCGCCCCGGAGGGGCUGCCGAGCCGGCGGUGCAAGCUGCUGGAGGAGGACAACCCCAUGGUCCAGAGUGGCAAGCGGCAGCGGCAGCGCUACGUGACAAAGGUGGGCAAGUGCCAGGUGAACUUGGGCAACAUCCAGGACAAGAAGAGGUUCCUCUCGGACAUCUUCACCACCAUUGUGGACCUCAAGUACCGCUGGUUCCUCUUUGUCUUCAUGAUGUGCUACAUCGUCACCUGGGUGGUCUUUGGCUUCAUCUACUUCUUCGACGCCUGGGUGCGGGGUGACGUUGGGCACCAGGGCGAUCCUGAGUGGCAGGCAUGCAUCGAGAACGUGGACGGCUUCAUCUCUGCCUUGCUCCUCUCAGUGGAAAGCCAGCGGACCAUCGGCUACGGCACCCGGAUGGUGACAGCCAACUGCACCGAGGGUGUCAUCCUGCUGAUGGCUCAGUCCAUCGUGGGCUCCAUGAUCGACGCCAUGAUGGUGGGCUGCAUGUUUGUCAAGAUCUCCCGGCCCAAGAAGCGCGCCCAGACCCUCAUCUUCAGCAAAAACUGCGUUAUCUCCCGCCGUGACGAGAAGCUCUGCCUGAUGUUCCGCGUGGGGGACUUGCGGGAAAGCCACAUGGUGGACGCCAAGAUCCGGGCAAAGUUGAUCAAGUCCCGGCAGACAGCCGAGGGGGAGUUCAUUCCCCUGGAGCAGUCAGAGCUGAACCUGGGCUACGACACAGGGGAGGACCGUCUGUUUCUGGUGGAGCCCCAGAUCAUCUGCCAUGUUAUCAACCGCCACAGCCCCUUCUGGGACAUGUCGGCCGAGUCGCUGCGCCGGGAGCAGUUCGAAAUCAUCAUCAUCCUCGAGGGCAUUGUGGAAGCCACAGGAAUGACGUGCCAAGCCCGCACCUCCUACACAGAGGACGAGAUCCUCUGGGGAUACCGCUUCGAGCCCUGCAUGUCCCUGGAGAAAGGCGCCUUCCAUGUGGACUACAGCCGCUUCGAGAUGACCUUCGAGGUGCAAACGCCGGUGGCCAGCGCCAAGGAGCUGCACGAGCUGAAGGAGCUGGAGCAGCAGGAGCACUCCACGCUCAGCCUCUACUGGGACCACCUCGUGCACCCCUGCGCGCUGCCGGGGCCCGGCGAGGACGCGCUGGGGGGGAUGAGCGGCCCCGGCAGCGUGGCUGAGGGCACCCGGGACGAGCCUCCGGAGCAGGAGUUCCCUGCCUGAGCCCCCGCCCGGGGGGGCCCCACGCCGACAGUGCCAUAGCCCACCCUCCCCGCGGGGCCGAGCCCCCCUCGCCCCCCGCACAGGGCGGACUUUUGUUAAGCUGUUCUUUUGUACCGAGGAAGGCGGGACGCGACCGGCGGGCGAGUAAAGGCUGUUCGUGACAAACCA
Pseudopipra pipra is the source of this 2551-nucleotide messenger RNA. RefSeq names its product G protein-activated inward rectifier potassium channel 4-like. Bases 419 to 2383 code for a protein of 654 amino acids. Gene Ontology annotation, biological process: regulation of monoatomic ion transmembrane transport; potassium ion import across plasma membrane. Gene Ontology annotation, cellular component: plasma membrane. The record is from RefSeq and is a predicted model, not a curated record. Gene Ontology annotation, molecular function: inward rectifier potassium channel activity. Lineage: Eukaryota; Metazoa; Chordata; Aves; Passeriformes; Pipridae. The transcript is spliced from 3 exons.